UUCAUUCAUGUUUCAUUUUAUUACUACAGGUAUGAGGCUAGUAACAUCAACAGUGAGGACAAACCCAGCCCUCCUCUCUCCUUCUGCACUGACUCCAAACCUACAGUCACUGGGUCCUGAUUGUGACAGUGGAGCCCAGUUUGCACUGCAGGAUCCAGAGAUGGCAUCAGUGAAGCUGGAGGACUGCAGUCAAACACUGGAGCUGAAUGUCAACAUUAAAGAUGAAGAAGAGGAGGAGAAGAUUGGGACAUCUGUUUCUCAUGUACUUGCCGACUCUGGUAUGAGGCCGGUAACCUCAACAGUGAGGACAAACGCAGGCCUCCUCUCUCCUUCCACACUGACUUCAAACCUACAGUCACUGGGUCCUGAUUGUGACAUUGGGGCCCAGUUUGCACUGCAGGAUCCAGAGAUGGCAUCAGUGAAGCUGGAAGACUGCAGUCAAACACUGGAGCUGAAUGUCAACAUUAAAGAUGAAGAAGAGGAGGAGAAGAUUGGGACAUCUGUUUCUCAUGGACUAGAAUUAAGUCUGAGGCCAGUAACAUCAACAGUAAUGACAAACCCAGCCUGCCUCUCUCCUUCCACACUGAGUCCAAACCCACAGUCACUGGGUCCUGAUUGUGACAGUGGAGCCCAGUUUGCACUGCAGGAUCCAGAGAUGGCAUCAGUGAAACUGGAAGACUGCAGUCAAACACUGGAGCUGAAUGUCAUCAUUAAAGAUGAAGAAGAGGAGGAGAAGAUUGGGAAAUGUGUUAAUCAUGGAGACCAUGUUGAGACAUUCUCUACAUCCAGAGAGCAUCAGCAGGAAGAUCACAGAGCAAAGAUGUCUCACCACUGCCCACAUUGUGGGGAGAUUUUGCCAUUUCUAUCAAAGCUAAAAAUACACCUAAAAAUACACACAGGAGAAAAACUUUACUCCUGCUCUGAAUGUGGAAAAUGCUUCAAAACAUCAACUGAACUAAAAGUUAAUCAAAGAACACACACAGGAGAGAAGCCUUACUCCUGCUCUGAAUGUGGAAAAUGCUUCAAAACAUCAACUGAACUUAAAGUUCACCAGAGAACACACACAGGAGAGAAGCCUUACUCCUGCUCUGACUGUGGAAAGAAUUUCUCUCACCUGGGCAACUUAAAACAACAUGAACACAUACACACAGGAGAGAAGACUUACUUCUGCCAUGACUGUGGAAAGAGUUUCCAUCAACUGGGUACCUUAAAACAACAUGAACGUAUACACACAGGAGAGAAGCCUUACUCCUGCUCUGACUGUGGAAAGAGAUUAUCUUACCUGGGAUGCUUAAAACAACAUGAAAGUAUACACAAAGGAGAGAAGCCUUACUCCUGCUCUGACUGUGGAAAAUGCUUCAAAACAUCAACUGAACUAAAAUGUCAUCAGAGAACACACACAGGAGAGAAGCCUUACUCCUGCUCUGAAUGUGGAAAAUGCUUCAAAACAUCAACUGAACUAAAAUGUCAUCAGAGAACACACACAGGAGAGAAGCCUUACUACUGCUCUGAAUGUGGGGCGAGUUUCUCUCAACUGGGCCACUUAAAAAAACAUGAACGUAUACACAAACGAGAAGCCUUACUCCUUUUCUGACUGUGGGGCAAGUUUCUCUCGUCCGGACACCUUAAAAUGACCUGAACAUACACACAGGAGAGAAGCGUUACCACUGAUCUGACUGUAGAACAUGUUAAAACACCAGCUGAGCUUAAAGGUCAUUAGAGAAAAGACAAAAGGAGAUAAGCCUUACUUCUGCUCUCAAUGUGGCAAGAGUUUUUCCCAAUUGGGAAAACACACCAACGGCUACACACUUGAGAGAAGCCUUAUCACUGCACUGACUGUGGGAAGAGAUUCUACAGAUUGGGCCAAUUGAAAAGACACCAAUGUACACAUAAAGGAGAGAAACCUCAUCAGUUUUCUCAGACCAGCUAAGAUUAGACACUCCACUUAAUUAUCAUGUCAUUAAAUAAUUGGCAACGGUGAAUUGGAUCAAAUGAAGAAAGUGUAGAACACUAUUGUAAUCCUAUAGUUUCUCACUGUGAGAGAACAAUGCAGAGGAAAGGGAGUGUUAUAGAAUGUUAGCUCUCUCCUCUGUCUUCCACUCGUUACCUGUAUUAAUGGCACCUGUUUGAACUUGUUAUCAGUAUAAAAGACACCUGUCCACAACCUCAAACAGUCACACUCCAAACUCCACUAUGGCCAGGACCAAAGAGCUGUCAAAGGACACCAGAAACAAAAUUGUAGAUCUGCACCAGGCUGGGAAGACUGAAUCUGCAAUAGGUAAGCAGCUUGGUUUGAAGAAAUCAACUGUGGAAGCAAUUAUUAGGAAAUGGAAGACAUACAAGACCACUGAUAAUCUCCCUCGAUCUGGGGCUCCAUGCAAGAUCUCACCCCGUGGGGUCAAAAGGAUCACAAGAACGGUGAGCAAAAAUCCCAGAACCACACGGGGGACCUAGUGAAUGACCUGCAGAGAGCUGGGACCAAGUAACAAAGCCUACCAUCAGCAGGGGCAUUGAAGAUGAAACGUGGCUGGGUCUUUCAGCAUGACAAUGAUCCCAAACACACCGCCCGGGCAACGAAGGAGUGGCUUCGUAAGAAGCAUUUCAAGGUCCCGGAGUGGCCUAGCCAGUCUCCAGAUCUCAACCCCAUAGAAAAUCUUUGGAGGGAGUUGAAAGUCUGUGUUGCCCAGCAACAGCCCAAAACAUCACUGCUCUAGAGGAGAUCUGCAUGGAGGAAUGGGCCAAAAUACCAGCAAAAGUGUGUGAAAACCUCGAAGACUUACAGAAAACAUUUGACCUCUGUCAUUGCCAACAAAGGGUAUAUAACAAAGUAUUCAGAAACUUUUGUUAUUGACCAAAUACUUAUUUUCCACCAUAACAUGCAAAUAAAUUCAUUAAAAAAAUCCUACAAUGUGAUUUU
Oncorhynchus keta (chum salmon) is the source of this 2917-nucleotide messenger RNA. RefSeq names its product zinc finger protein 79-like. The record is from RefSeq and is a predicted model, not a curated record. Gene Ontology annotation, biological process: negative regulation of transcription by RNA polymerase II; regulation of immune system process; regulation of cytokine production. NCBI's taxonomy places the organism in Eukaryota, Metazoa, Chordata, Actinopteri, Salmoniformes, Salmonidae. Gene Ontology annotation, molecular function: RNA polymerase II cis-regulatory region sequence-specific DNA binding; DNA-binding transcription factor activity, RNA polymerase II-specific. The transcript is spliced from 5 exons. The coding region runs from base 8 to 1594 and encodes 528 amino acids.